GUCCGCGCCGGAAGUGAGCGGCGGGGGCGGAAGCGGGCGCGGCGCGAGCACGCAGAGCGCGCAAGGGGUCUGCGCUCCGGGCCGGCAGGGUCCGCCGUGACCCCAGGCCCCACUCCGAGACGCGGCGCGGCCCAGCAGAGGCACCCGCCUCGGAAGCGCUCCCCGAGACGUCGACCCCAGGAGGCCGCGCGAGGGACGGCCAGGAGCUCGCGGGCCCUGAGGCCUCGGCCGCGGAGUCCCAGCCUCCACAUGGCCGCCGGAGUGGGCGCGGCCUCCGAGGAGCUGCCUCACGACGGCACGUGUGACGAAUGCGAGCCCGACGAGGCCCCGAGGGCCGAGGAAGUGUGCCGGGAAUGCGGCUUCUGCUACUGCCAGAGCCAUGCGGAGGUGCACAGGCAGAAGUUCCACAGUCACCACCUGGCCGAGUAUGUCCAUGGCGCCCAGGCCUGGACUGUGCGGCCCCCCGGGGAUGGGGUGGGGAAGGACGACACUGGGGCCAAAGCGGAGCCGGAGAGGGAGGUAGAGAGCGAGGCAGGGGAGGAGAGCGAGUCUGAGGAAGACAGCGAGUCCGAAGAAGAGAGCGAGACGGAGGAGGAGAGUGAGGAGGAAAGCGAGGAAGAGAGUGAAGAAGACAGCGAGGAAGACAUGGAAGAUGAGCCCGAAAGUGAGGCGGAGGAGGACAACCAAGAAGGAGAAUCUGAGGCGGAAGGGGAAACCGAGGCAGAGAGUGAAUUUGACCCAGAAAUAGAAAUGGAAGCAGAGAGAGUGGCCAAGAGGAAAUGUCCGGACCAUGGGCUCGAUUUGAGCACUUAUUGCCAGGAAGACAGGCAGCUCAUCUGUGUGCUGUGUCCAGUCAUUGGGACGCAUCAGGGCCACCAGCUAUCUACCCUAGAUGAAGCCUUCGAAGAACUAAGAAGCAAAGACUCAGGAGGACUGAAGGCGGCUAUGAUAGAGCUGGUGGAAAGGUUAAAGUUCAAGAGCUCAGACCCUAAAGUAACUCGGGACCAGAUGAAGGUGUUCAUACAGCAGGAAUUUAAGAAAGUUCAGAAAGUGAUUGCUGAUGAGGAACAAAAGGCCCUUCAUCUAGUGGACAUCCAGGAGGCAAUGGCCACGGCUCAUGUGACUGAGAUAUUGGCAGACAUCCAAUCCCACAUGGACAGGUUGAUGACUCAGAUGGCCCAGGCCAAGGAGCAACUUGAUACCUCUAAUGAAUCAGCUGAGCCAAAGGCAGAGGGCGAUGAAGAGGGACCCAGUGGUGCCAGUGAAGAAGAGGACACAUGAAGGCUGGGCAUCCCCAGUGGAAAACCAUCCCUUCCCCUGUGUGUCUGUACCAGCGUGUGUGUAACGGCUUCUGAUUUUCGUGAAAGCUGCCCAGCAACCACUGUCCUUCCUUAGAUACGUCCCCAGAUCCACAGCAGGCACAACUCUCUCCAAGAGACAAGCAGUCGUGUGCUUACCGAGUGUGUGCUGCUCAUUUUCUCAUGGUAGGUCGAGAAAGAGCAUCUCUGAUCAGCUGGGAGCAGUUAAGAAGGGUCCUUCAGGUUCGCCCUCAUGGCUGCUUCGAACUUACUCAGGAAAGUCGACAAUGUGACUUCAUCAGGAAGAAUGUGGAAAAAUUUGGAAGGGAAGGCAGAUUUUGCCUACAUGCAGACGAAAACCCUGCCUUGUUCAUAGUGAAGCAUGAAACAAAUGAGAGCCUAAUUGGGGCUGAACUGACCCGUGCAGACAGUCUCUCAUAGCUCCAGUCCGCCUUCGCAAAAGUGGGUGCCAUGGAGCAGGAUUAAUGUGAAAGAGUUAAAAGCUGGAAUGAUAGAUAUUUUCAGUAUCUGAAGUUACCCAGGACUUCAGAUUCAUAAUUCAGUGCUGUGGAAAUGAAAAAUAUGAUGGAAGAGAGGUGGAAAGGAAAUGACCUUAGGGGAAGAAGAAGAAAAAAAAAAAGAAAUGGACCAAAGAAUCUGAUUAAAAGUUGAAAUCAGUAUUUCUGAAUUCAAAUUGCUUGAGCUUCCAAGUAGUGACUAAAGGAUCUGACAGAACUUUAAUUAUUUGGGUGAACUCUUCAGGUUUUAUGGGCUUGUCAUAAUACAGAAGGCUGAAAUGUACAUUGUCAAAUGAGAAUUGUCACUAUAGAUUCUGCAAGUCUCACUCCCAGGCUAGCCUGACACAGCUUAUAUUAGUGUGGGAGAAUUCUUGCCAGUCUGUGGCUGGAUGAAUUCAGCUUCCUUUCCCAGCAGCUAUCCCCUCCUUUCACUCCAGCGGGAAUCCUCCUUCCCUUGACAGUCCUCACCCACAGACCUUCAGAUUAGCUCCCACACCCUAGCUCUUUCCUCGUAAGGAAAUGAGCAGACACCCCUCCCCGCCAGAGCUUGGUUUCCAGGCCUUUCUCCACUCCCAAACCACAGUUCCUUACAGCCAAGCUUUUUACCCCCAAGGAGGCAUCAAUAUGCUAAGGGCAUACAAAAUUGCAAGUUCAAAAGCAUUCAGUUUGCUAAAAAUCAGUUUUCAUAACAAAUCAUUUGCAAUUAGGGGAUAGCCUUUUUAUAUAAAUCAAAACCAGUUAUCUAACAAUACAGUAUCCAUACACAUGAGCUGUUGAGCUAAAAUGGGAGUCUUGGAAGGUACUUCUUGUUUGCAGAUGGGCUAUGCAUUUCCUUUCUUCUGUGUUUAGUCGUAUUUCUGUGUUCAUUCUGAGGAGUACAAUCAGAACCAUAUCCAAGAAGCCUUGGGGUUACUGCUAACCAAGGGCCUAGACUUCUAGCUCUUCUUAGGCAGAACCAAGGAUCUUGAUUUGGAGGAAAUCCCUCUUUUCCUGCCUCCCUGCUUGCCUGCUGGUAUCUGUGUACUUACGACAAAGCUUAGGGCUAGCUGGUAAUACGUGUAUGCAGGAUAGUUUUGAGGCAGAAACAACACUUGCUUACUGUAGGAGUCCUCUUUAUAUCAUUAUUUAACUCUGUGCAUGCUAUGAAGUCAUUUAUUCCUUUGAGGCCAGGAAGCUACCGAGCAUCUAUGCUUCUAGGUUAGGAUUACCCUUGUUUGGGCUGUUGAAGAAAUGUUUCUUUCUCAAACUGGUGUCCAACAAAUGGCUAAGACACUUUUGGUGCUUUACCUGCCUGUCUGCAAAGACUGGAGAAUUUAGUAUACCACAAGUUCAAACCUCCAACCAUACUCAACAGAACUACCCUAAAUGAAGGACCAGCAGUCACUCUUGAAAGAAUUGAAAAUAUCAGAAGACUACAAAGACUUGUAUUUGGAAGCUUGUAUCGUCUUUCCCCAGUAAUGACUGCUUGAUCUUCAGAUGGUAACCUUGUAUUAGCAAUGGACAAAUCGUUGGCUUUCCAUACCUGAUCACAUGCUCUUCCUUCAAAUCAGUAUUUGGAAAAUCCAAACAUUUAUGCAUUAGAUAUAAACAAAUAUAAAAAUAUGUGCCAUC
Molecule: messenger RNA, 3427 nt
Organism: Chinchilla lanigera (long-tailed chinchilla)
Lineage: Eukaryota; Metazoa; Chordata; Mammalia; Rodentia; Chinchillidae
Gene: Trim44
Product: tripartite motif containing 44
Exons: 5
Coding region: 250-1281 (343 amino acids)
Molecular function (GO): zinc ion binding
Source: RefSeq, a predicted model, not a curated record